GGCUCAUUUUUCAAAAGUUUCGCUAGUUACUGCGGUUCUGGGUAUUCUUAGUAUAAGCCUUCAUCAUUUUGCUUAUUAUCGUAAAGAAUUAAAAAAAUCAUUGCAAUGAGCAUAGAGACUGCUCCGUAUACUGUUUCGAAAGCUUGGACUCAAGAAAAAGUUGAACUGCGUGAGUAUAACUCUUUACGAUGGGUUUGCGCCAUGAGUCAUGAAAGUUCAAUGGAUAAGGCAAGUAAGGAGUGCUUUUGGAAAUUGUUCAGGUAUAUUGGUGGGAAAAAUGCACAAAAGGUUAAAGUACCGAUGACUGCUCCAGUUACUAUUGAAAGUAAACCAGAUAAUCAAUCUGUCAUGAAAAGAUGUUUUACAAUGGGUUUUUACAUUCCUGAGGCGUUUCAAUCAAAUCCACCUGCUCCAACUGAAGACGGGGUAUUUAUAGAAACUAGACCAGCCAUGAAAGUUUACUGUUGUGCACUCAACUCAGCGUGACAGAAGUUUGAACAACAAGGAGGUAAAACACAAACCUGAUACCUAUUGCGUCGGAACAACAAGUUAGAGUAGCGAAAACAAGAGUUCAUAUGGAAUUGACAUCGGUAACUUUUCGAUCUUCCUGUUCCUUCUGCUAACGUUUAUUGGUUAGAAAUGAAUCAAUUAGCAUGUUUAGAAUUAAGCUUAAACUAAGCAUUCGACCGUUAAAGUUCUAUUAUGUGCAUAAACUUCACUGCCAACCUAAAUCAAAUAAAUAGUUAUACCAUAUGUCGACUUUUUCAUUGCAAAUUCUGUAUCAGAAUUGAAGAGUCUGAUUGGUAUUAGCUAGUACUUUUCUUUUUCUAUGUUUUAUUCUGUUAGUCGUUGUUUAAAUGUUUUGUAUGAUGGUGUACCCACCAAGUAUUUUUACUUUUAAACUAUGGUCACUAUGAUUCAAAAAAGUGCUAGCUCUUAGUUCUAAUCUCUUGACGUUUCAAAGAUGUUAAGCAUAGUAUCCUGCAUCCUUUAAAAUAACUAAAUUACUUUCAUGUAUACAGAGGUGUUGAACAAAACAAAACAAGUUCUAUGGUUCAUUUCAUAUAAAAAAAAUAUAAGGUAUUUAAUUUACUUUGUAAUGGUAUGAGUUGUCCAGCUGUUGAUACUCUUUUUACUAAAAUUUGAUCAAUCUUAGUUGAAAUAUUUGCACUUUAUGCGGAUUGCUUCGAUAUAGCCAUUAUGACACAAGUUUACGUAGAAUAUUAACAAUGGAGUAGGUCAAACCAUUAGAAAUUAAAUUAAAAUUUAUAUCCGUUUUACAACUGAAUAGCUUUCUGGAAUCAAUGUCUAAACGGAUAACUUGUUGACGUUUAAAACGAAAAGUACUAGGUGUAAACACUCUAGUGGAAAUCAACUCUAAGAUGUAAGUACAUACAGCUGACGAGUCUCGAAUGGGACGAAACACGCAUAUUAGAUCUCAGCACCAACCAUAUUUCAUCUAUUCUAUAAAAUAUUCAAUUAGUUUACUUUAUUUCAUUUUCUUUUUUAAAAAAAUUUCAUAUAAAGGACCUAUUCAGGUUUUUCAAAUAAUGACAAGGCAUUAAAUAAUGCACGUAAACUUGGUGAAAGUCUCGAUCAACUUGGUUUAAAAUAUAUACCAGAUCCUUUUUAUUUCGCUGGUUAUGAUUCACCAUUCAAAUUAAUUAAUCGUCGAAAUGAAAUAUGGUUUAAAGCUCAAUGAAUAAAUUUCUGUUCUUUUUAUCUUAAUGAAAAUAAUGAGUAUUUACUUUAGAGAGAGAUAGAGAUAGAGAGAAGGGGGGAAAGAAAGUGAAGCACUUAUCAGCUGACAACGUUUCUUUUUUUUCUGCAUAGAACUUUGUUUCUAUUCUUUGUAAUCAUUAAAGAGUAUAUUAUGUCACAUUUCUUUAUAUUUUAUGGGAUAAUUGUUUUAUUACACCUGAACUCUUUUUCACUUAGAUAUAUAUGAUUGGUUCAUUCUGUAUCUAUGUGAUUUCACGUGUUGUCUUGUUCUCCACACUACUCAUAUUACUUUCUGUAUAAGUGUACUUAUUUCAUUGUUUGGAUAAUAAUCAUAACAACAAUAAUGUACUACUACUACUACUAAUAAGAAUAACAGUAAUAAUACUUAACUCAGGUGGUCGUAUAUACUCUGCAUAAUCAUAAUAUAUACCUAGUCUUUUUUGUUAGAAAAACCUUUUUUUUCAAUUCUAUAAUCUCAGGUCAUAGUGUUACUUACAUUUUUUUCUGAACAAUUCAAAGUGUUGUGCUUCAGAAUUAAAUAGAUUGUUUUUUACAAUAUAAUCAGUCUUAUAAUUGUUAUUUGUAUACAAAUGAAUGUAGAUGAAAAGAAGAAGGAAAUGAACAUUACGUUGUUGUUAACAUUAGAUUUAGUUGGUUUUGUGUAAUUAAAACAGUUUAAUAGAGAGGAAGUGAUUUCACUGAUACAAAAAUAUGAUUGAUUUUGAUUAUGCGUUCCCUGAAGAAUUGAAGAUACUCGUAGAAUACUGGUAUUUUCCAAGUAUCGUUCGCAUAUUUUGAGACCACUGAGUGAACAUUGCCGAGAUUAGAUUUGAGGUACGUGAUAAACAUUACAAAUAGACUGGUGAAAUAAUGAAUCUACAUCAACUGAGGCGGUUGGGACAUGUUUAAUGCAUGCUCUAACUUGAUUGUUGAUAUUGUCUGGGGUAGAGAUACGCUGGAGGAAAGCUAAGGGCAACCAAAUCAAGAAGUGACACCAAUGCACGAGGGUUUUAACAAUCGAAGUGAGCUAUAUCAAUAAGUGCAGACUACCUGAUUGUGGUCGGUGUGAUUAUCGCAAUCAGUGGCUAGAGUAUUUGGAUGGCAUGGCUUAGAACCGUUUACCACGGCAUAUUUGCACUCACUUAUUGUCUUUAUUCAGAACCCGAGUCUCGAAAUUUCGAACCUUUUUAUUUUAUUUUUCUAUGCCUGAUCUCGAUUAUUACUGAUACUGUCACAAACCCUACUCUGUGAUUCGUUUUUAAAUAAUUUCAUCUCACUGUUCUAAUUUGGUAUUGUAACUUGGGCCAAUACACAUAUUUAUCAGGUUCUACGUUUCGUAAAUCUCUAUCUCUAAACCAAUCAUGUUUUCUUUGAGUCAUGGUGUUCGACUACAAAAUUCUCACAAUCUUUUCUCGGGAUCAGGAUCUUUUCAAAACAGUAGAUUAAAAAGCUUUGAUGAAUGCUUUAUUUUUUUAACUUAAUUAUUGUCACCCUUGCUUAUAUACACGCUUUUAUUGACGGCUUAUUAUUUAUUUAUUCGAACACAAACACUGGUAGAGGGGGGCACCAAAUACAUAUGUGCCACACAAUAACAGUGAGGUUGUGAAAGGAUAGAAAAUUAAUGUAAAGUGCAUAUAAUAAAAAGGACAAUAAAUUACAGAAAUUGGUGUGAGAGUGAAAUAAUAAUAAUAAUAGGAGAGGCAGUUCAGUUGAGCAAAACACAACCAGAAAGAAUUCUUUCAGUUAAGAGUGAUACGUUCGUUUUUGUGAAGAAAGUAAAAGAAGGUUACAGCAGGAUCGCCAUUGGCUUCUAUUCUGAGCCAUAUCUGAUAACGUCUCUAGCCACUGUGUUGCACCAUGUCUUAGAACCCAAUCAGGGAGUCAUAAAUGACCAACAGAAACCAGCCCUUGGUAGCUUUCUUCCAUAACACGACACCUUGUCAUACACUGACCACCUCUCUGCUUUUUCCAAUCGGUCCUGGUGUCGGAAAAUGAUGGACUUAGUGGAAAUCUCUGGCAAGACAUUCAUAAGACAUGUCCAAGCCACAGAAGUCGAUGUUUCAAGAUAGUGGCACUAGUUGAAUGGUUGUCACUGUGCCCGAACACACGAUGCCAAACCUCUGCAUUACUAACAUGGUGUUGCCACUACAUGCCAGCAGUCUUUCGAAAACAACGUUGAUCAAACACAACUCAACUCGAAGAGGCCAGGUUUCACAAGCAUAGAGCAACACUGCCCUCACCGAUGUGUUGUAGAUCCGACCUUUUACAGCCAGACUAACAUCAUAAAAGCGCCAAAGAUUACCCGGAUUGACACAAGCCGAUCUGACAUUCACUAUACGUGACUUGAUCUCAUCGUUCACGCCACCACCAGCACUUACGCAGCUACCCAGAUACACGAACUUCUGGACUACGUCUAUCUGCU
Molecule: messenger RNA, 4144 nt
Organism: Schistosoma haematobium
Lineage: Eukaryota; Metazoa; Platyhelminthes; Trematoda; Strigeidida; Schistosomatidae
Product: Heme-binding protein 2
Exons: 5
Coding region: 106-486 (126 amino acids)
Source: RefSeq, a predicted model, not a curated record